AUUCAAAACAAGUAACAAACAAAAAAGAACAAGGUCCUUUCAGCCGAGAAACAAAGCACAUUUAGGCAUUUUAUUGGGAAGAGAACAGGAGAAAUCAAUGAAAAUGUCAAAGGGUCUCUUGAUCACAAAUGAAAGUUAAAUAAGGAAGAAUCAAUAUAGUUAAGUUAAGCAUACGUGAUCUUGUACUGGUUCCAAAAUUAUUGUGGUACAAACAAGCCGCCUCUGUGGAACAAUUGUUAGAUUAAAGUGUAUAUUUAGAUCAGUGAUUUUGGGUUAUUUAGGACGUCUGUUAAGACAGUACUUUAUCGAUACGUCGGUGAACUUGAUAAUGUUCACAAAUUGACUAUUUCUAGGACGUUGUUGUGUCAUAUUGAGAAUCAAAUACAUCUUACUUCAUAGCAACGGUUGCGUCGAGUAUCGUUAUGGCUGAAGAAAAGGAACCAACCGCAGAUGGCGAUAAUAAAAAUGACAACGAAACACAUGAAGAUAAACCUGUUGACUCAGAUGGCGAUAACAAAAAUGACAACGAUACAGCUGAAGUGAAAGAACCAACCGCAGAUGGUGAUAACACAAAUGACAACGAUACACCUGAAGUUAAACCGGUUGACUCUGAUAACAAUAGGAAUGAAACAAAUGAUGAACAUAAAACGACAGAUGAUAAUGACGGUACACGUUUAACUGACACAAGUGAAGAAGAUCGUGUUAAAACUCCGCAUGUAGAUCAAGAAGACAUUAUCACAACGCAACAACAAGACGAGGAGGAAGAAGAAGAUGUCGAGGAGGAACCCAUUGAUUUAAAUAGUUUGGAUUUUAAUUCACAUCUCAAACCAUUAAUUGAAAGACUUACACAGGAACGUGAUUGGAUUAAUGAAUGUCCUCUAAAAAACUACAAGCAUAUCAAAUCUUUAAAAAGGGCAAUACAAAGGACUAAAUCCAUAGCUGAAAAAUGGGAACAAUUUGCAAGUGAACUGACGGAGGGCCUUGUGGAAGUGAGAGAGACGUCGCAGUCAAUCUUCAAAAUUCUUGAAGAAAAGUUAUCAACGGAUGGCUUGAACACAUGGAUUGAGAAUGGAUCGGCGUUUAAUACUCAAUCAGACGAAGACAAGGCGGUUCAAGAAUUGAAAAAUUAUGCACAAGCGGCUAAUGCCCGUAAGGAGAUCACUGCCGUUAAUGCUGAUCUUGCAGCAGCAGUGAAACUCGCCAAUGAGGCUGAAACGGAGGCGGCAGAGGCGGCCCUCGAAGCAGAAAGGGCAGCUAAUGAAGUAGAACAGGCACGGGAAGCUGCAGAAGAAGCAAGACGAGCAGCUAUUGCAAAGGCAAGAUUUGAAGAGGAAGAACGGAGACGUAUGGAAGAGGAAAGGAAGGCAAAGGAAGAAUAUGAACGUCAACUUAAAAUGGAAGAAGAGCGCAAGAGAGCGGAGUUGGAGGCAUUGAAAGGAACUCCUGAGGAACAAGCAAGAAUAGCAGAGGAAGAGGAGAGACAACGCCAAGAGGCAGCAAGAAGAGAUCCAAAGAACUGGGAACCAUAUUUUUAUCGAGUGAAAUCUGAAGACUGGGACCAAGGCAUGGGCUGUGUGAUCAGAGCGAUGAAGGGGGUCAUAUACCAAGAGGACCUCAUCUGUGAAAAACUCAGCCAAUUAGAUGAUGUCUUACAACUUGCUCCAAAUGAAGAAUUGGUCAGCAACAUAAUCAGGAUAAGCAAGGAUGAUCCCAAAAAGAAAAUAAAUUUUGAAGAGCCGUUUCAUCUUGCCAUCCCUCAAUGUGCACCAAGAAUGAAUAACCCAACGAAGGAACCCAUUAUUAAGAUAUUGGACUCUAAGACUGGGGAAUGGAAACCAUUACAGACAAAAGAAGUCCAGUUUGAAGAUAUGAAGGAGUUGAAGUUUGUAGAGGCCAAGAUUAAAAGGAUGGGAACAUUCGCUGUCGUGUUGAAGUUCAAGAAAGACCAAAUCACAGUCACAAAGAAGGGCGGCAAAUUCUUCUCGUCUAUUGACAGCAGAAUCUGCAUGGGCUUCAGCCCUGGUGCCUUCAGAGUCAAUACCAACAUCCAAUUUGAGGUUCAACCAGUAGACCUUGCCGCAGUGUCGGAUCUGAAGAUGAGGCAGGUCGAAUUGUGUGGGAGUCUCUUAGCAUCAAGCCCCAUAUUAAAGCUUUGGCCACCCAAGAGAAAAUGCCCGAUGACAUUCACCCUACCUGUUCCACCGAAUCCGAUGUUACGAGCCAAGAGGCCAGGGACGGCAGUAGAGAAAAAGGAAAAUAAGUCAUCCGUGAACAGACCAAAGUCGGCGUUUCCAUUAAAGAACAAAGAUGCAGAUGAUACUGCUUCGCUACAAGAGGACAAUCUACACCUGCUAUACAGGAACGCAGAGACGGACGCCUGGGAGGCUGUAUCGAAUGUUGUUAUUGCACAGGGUAAAAACAAAGACACUGCUACAUUUGAAGUGGACACUCCAUUGGAAAGGUUUGUUGUUUUACGAACCCAAGUGGACACACCUGUCCCAAAGGUUGAAAAGAUGGCCAAAGCACUGGACGAAGCACUUUGUCACAGAGUGGUUCAAGUUGUCUUACAACAGAAUAAUGACGACCCCGGGGAUAUCUGCAUGAACUGUGUCAAUCUAAACAAAGUUGAUAAAACACUGAAACAGAUGAGUGAGGCUGGUUAUGAAGAAGGUCCAUCGCCAAGUGAUGACAUUAUACUUAAAGAAGGACAAAUCAUAACGUUAUCAUUUAGAGGAAAUAUAUGUAGAAAUACAGAAUACGAGGAUGAUUUUGAGGAUGAGGACACACAGACGGGGGACUUGAAAUUCUGUUUUAAUUCUCAUUUAAAAUCAAAACUUGAAUUUUAUGUGACUGAACUGGACAAGUUUGCGCAAAAAGGAAUAAACUGUUACAGAGGUUUUGCGCAGUUUAACACCAGGGGUCUUAUUCCUCGUGAAGUGGCACAGACUGAAGAUGAUAGAGGGAACAGAAGUGGGGGAAAAGCAAAAACACAGAUUGUCUAUGAAGAGGGAAAUAUUUUGCUAUGUGAGAUGCUCAUCAAUUUACCAAAACCCGAACAAGAAGCGCCAAAACCCAUCAUUAAGGCACCAGUCACAUUUAAAUCAGAAGAUCUAGUGGACGAUGAGACAUUGCGACAUUUGUCAACCGAGUUAGGGGAAGAAUGGAAACGUCUUGCCAGUCAGCUGAACGUGAAGGGUACGCGCAUCCAAGCCAUUCUGCGGGACAACGUGAAUGCAGAGGCUACAGACCAAGCCGCCUUUGAUAUGUUGGUAACAUGGGCCAAACGAGUGCCGCGAUCCAUGAAUAAGGUGGAUAUACUGUGUAACGCAUUGCUGAGUGUUGGUAGAGUUGAUCUGGUAGAAGAAAUACGGGAUAGAGAAAGGGAAUUCAGAGAAACUAAAGCAGCCAGUGUACGAGAUUCCUACCUGAAGCGUGCGUUCGUUAUUGUUGCGCAAAGUCCGAGCGUCGUUAACCAAUGGCAGGAGUUCGUCUCCAAGCUUGGACUCUCUCGGUCUAUCAUCCAGAGCGUGGACGAUGAGUAUUCGAGCAUGAGGGAAAAAUGUUUCAACAGUCUCCUGAGAUGGAAGGAAGAAAAUCAAGAUGAAGCUACAACUAUGAAACUGUCGUUGUGUCUUAGGAAAUGUAAACAUUUAGAUGUUUGUCGCCAGGUCGAGGGCAUAGCUGGUUCGAAAAUUUAAUCGCUAAGCGAUAUGUUUUAAGAUAUGUUUCUUUGACGACGGACAGUAGUUCUGCCAUGGCUGGUGAUAAGACAGGAUGCUUAUGUUACUGACCAUGGAUAAGAUGGACUACGCCUAAUAUAAGAUUGACUACGUCACCUACUGUAGAUACUAUGGAUUGGAUGAACUAUU
Owenia fusiformis is the source of this 3869-nucleotide messenger RNA. The record is from the annotation of a GenBank genome assembly. NCBI's taxonomy places the organism in Eukaryota, Metazoa, Annelida, Polychaeta, Sabellida, Oweniidae.